AUGGGCUGGAGAGCUGAUGGUGGUCUAUGGCUUCUUGUUCGUGGUGGUGGACUUUAUCUCAGCAAAGGCACAGGGUUGAUUGCUGGUCCUGUUUGUUGCUUGGCUGCUGGUUGGUAUUCGCUGUUAUUAUGGCGCUGCCAGUUACAGAGAAGACAAACCUUGGUUGUGAUUUCUGACCACUGCUACCAAGUUCUUGUCGUUGAUAGCGAAGGACUUCUAUUUUCAAGGGUUGGAGUUCUGUUGGGUAGACCCCCGUUGUUGAUUCGGGUCAUAUUUCAUCAAUUUAAGUAUUUGGGUAGUCCAAGACCCAGGUUUACGUUUUUGGUUCAAACUUAUCUUCCCGUUCAGCUACCUUUCUGCCCUGUUCAGCUUUAUUUGGUCUGGUUCAGUUACAUUACUGUCCUGGUUCAACUUUAUUUGGCCCGGUUCAGUUACAUUUCUUCCCGGUUCAGUUUGGUUUGGCCCAGUUCAUCGUGGUAUGGUCCAGUUCAACUAUUAUUCUGCCCUGUUCAGCUUGGUUUAGUUCGGUUUAGCUACUUCUGCAAGGUUCAGGGUCAUUGGGUCAUGCUUCAGGUCUUUUUCUGCCCGGUUUAG
Ilex paraguariensis (yerba mate) is the source of this 594-nucleotide messenger RNA. The record is from the annotation of a GenBank genome assembly. Lineage: Eukaryota; Viridiplantae; Streptophyta; Magnoliopsida; Aquifoliales; Aquifoliaceae.